Aricia agestis (brown argus) is the source of this 2534-nucleotide messenger RNA. RefSeq lists its product as uncharacterized. The record is from RefSeq and is a predicted model, not a curated record. Gene Ontology annotation, cellular component: mitochondrion. Gene Ontology annotation, biological process: fatty acid beta-oxidation; inositol phosphate biosynthetic process. The transcript has 13 exons. Bases 169 to 2343 code for a protein of 724 amino acids. Gene Ontology annotation, molecular function: (3S)-3-hydroxyacyl-CoA dehydrogenase (NAD+) activity; kinase activity; NAD+ binding. Lineage: Eukaryota; Metazoa; Arthropoda; Insecta; Lepidoptera; Lycaenidae.
UUUGCCGGCGUUCGUCCGCACGUACCUUGACAAUCGUAAUAAAUUCCAAACACUGAACUUUGAGCAGUGAGCACUCCACAUAGGCACUCCAGUCGUACAUACCGGUUUUGUAGCACGUCUACGGCUUGACGAAUGUAUUUUUGAGCUUAGUUUAAUAACGAUAUAACGAUGAACAAACUACAUGUUAUAACUAGAGGUUUCUCAAGAUCUGCUUCGUUUAAUGCGAUCAAAACUGUAACCGUGGUGGGCGGGGGUCUGAUGGGAUCCGGCAUCGCUCAGGUUGCAGCUCAAGCAGGCCAAGAUGUGGUAUUAGUUGAUGUGAAGCCAGAAAUUCUGGAAAACGCACAGAAAUCAAUCAGCAGCAACCUAUCGAGGGUCGCAAAGAAGCUUUACAAAGAUGACGGUGCUAAAAUUGAGUCUUUUGUGAAGAAUGCCACUAGCAAGAUCAAGGUGUCUACAAAACUGGAAGAUGGAGCAAAAGUGGACUUGAUCGUGGAAGCCAUUGUUGAAAAACUUGACAUCAAACAGGAACUAUUCAGCAAGCUAGAUCAGAUUUCACCAGAGCACACCAUCUUCGCAUCUAACACUUCAUCAAUAUCCAUCAAUGAAAUCGCCACAAGUGUUAAGAGGAAAGACAGGUUCGGUGGUCUCCACUUCUUCAACCCUGUGCCCGUGAUGCGUCUCCUGGAAGUGAUCAAGGGUGACCACAUAUCCGAGUCCACCUACCAGGCUAUGAUGGAGUGGGGGGCGUCUAUAGGCAAGACCUGCAUCACCUGCAAGGAUACCCCAGGGUUCGUGGUGAAUAGACUCCUGGGACCGUACUUCAGCGAGGCGGCCAGGAUGUUGGAGAGAGGUGACGCGACCAAGGAGGAUAUAGACACGGCUAUGAAACUGGGCAUCGGAGUGCCCAUGGGCCCCCUCGAACUUCAAGACUUUACGGGCUUAGACACAAACGUGUACGCCGGUGCUGUCAUGUAUGAGAAGACAGGGAACCCAGUGUUCAGACCCAUCCCGCUCAUGAUGAAGCUGGUUGAGGAGGGGAAACUUGGCCGGAAGACCGGAGAGGGGUUCUAUAAGUAUACGAAAAUGAGCGAUGUGUGUGAAAAACCGAAACGACAACCGCUUCGACGGCAGAGAUCCAUUUAUCAGGUGCACUACAGCCUGCUGCCAAAUCCGGCCGCGGUGACGCCGAUGUCGGGGCCCAACACGCUGUCGGCGUUUGGCCUGCAGGUCGCCGGACACCGCGGCGGCGCUGAUGAGGAAUAUAAGGGUCUCCUCCAAAGCGGCGACGAUCGCGUGCUCAAGCCCCUCCUCAAACCCACGGAGCUGGAGUUCUACCAACGGCUCGCCACCACCAACGACCCCGACCUGCUAGAACUACGGAGCUUCGUGCCCCAUUACCACGGCGCCACCACCAUCACGUAUGCCGGUGUCCGUCAGCAAUACAUCAUGUUAGAGGACCUGACACGAGGCAUGCUGGAACCCUGUAUCAUGGAUGUUAAAAUCGGUCGUGAAACAUGGGACCACCUCGCGACCCCCGAGAAGAUAGCCCGCGAGCAGAGCAAGUACCGGCUGUGUAAGCAGCAGUUCGGGUUCUGCAUACCCGGCUACCAGGUCUACCGGCUCGCCACCGGCCGCCUGCAUAAAUACGACAAGGAGCACGGGAAACGGCUGCACGGGGGUAUGGUCAGGAGCGCGUUCCGCAACUUCGCGAACUGCGCGAACGGCGUGGCGUGCCGGGCGCUGGUGGUGUCGGUGCUGGGCGCGCUGUGGCGGCUGCAGCGCUGGGCGGGGCGGCCGCGCGCGCUGCGCCUGCGCACAGUCUCUGUGCUGCUGCUGUAUGACGCCGCGGCGCUGCGACGCGCCAAGAGGGAGCAACCUCGCUCGGUGCCGACGCGUCGCAGGUCCAUCCACUCCCUCCAUAACCCUAGCGGCUCCAAUCUCAGUGGCCUGCUUACCUCCAAGGGUCCCCUCUAUCCCAAGGUCAACCCCGUACCCAUCACCCCCCUGAAGGUCUACCACACCAGCUUCAGUGAACCCCCACCGAUUAAGUCUACCUGGAGCGAAGCACUUGACAAGUUAAAUCAGAACCACUCCUUCGAACAUAAUUACGAGGAUAAGGUGAGCAAAAUCAAAAUGAACUACCGUGCUUUGCUGGACCAACUCGCGCGAGACAACCGCGACACCAACCCCUGGGGCACCGCCAGGCUGAUAGACUUUGCGCACACGUACUUCCAUGAUGAGGAGGAACCCACCGUCGACGAGGUCUUCAAGGAGGGCAUCGACAGUCUGGUGGAGAUUUUCGAGGAAAUGCUCAGGGAGACAGAGGAUCAGGUUUUUUGAAGGUGUCAAGUCAUAAUAUUAGUUCCGCAGCCUGGUUUCUGGACUUUUUUUGGCAGUGUUUUAACAAUUAAAAAUCGCCAAGGGAAGAUAUUAUGUAUAAGGUGUGUAAUGAACAUAGUGAAAAAACAUUAGGGUGUGUAAUUAUGUAUGUGUCCCUUGUAUAGAAUUCACUGCGAAAGUAGCAGCGCUGA